UAAAAGCCAGCCGUCUUCCCUACAAGUGCACCAUCUUAGAAUAUUAAUCAUUCCAGAGACAGUCUGGACAGAUUAUCACUGAUGCGUAUUUUCUUCCUCGCCGUCGUAGCUGCUUUAACAGCAUCUUCAACUGUUUUCAGCUGGGAACCGGACUGCAGUCAGAAUCACGACUCUUGUGAAAGCGACAGCGAUUGCUGCACUGGAUCUUGUCGCACGAUUCGUUUUUCAUCCAGCAUCCAAAUAUUCAAACCCCUUGACUCACCCUAUGCGUCUUGUAAUAGGUUAGUGGUUUCCUUGAUAAUCAUCGCGAGGGCUAGUCAAAGGAGCUCGCACGUCGCGAGAUUGUUUGUUGGGUCAUAAGCAACG
Molecule: messenger RNA, 366 nt
Organism: Suillus paluster
Lineage: Eukaryota; Fungi; Basidiomycota; Agaricomycetes; Boletales; Suillaceae
Exons: 2
Coding region: 82-360 (92 amino acids)
Source: RefSeq, a predicted model, not a curated record